Platichthys flesus (European flounder) is the source of this 4644-nucleotide messenger RNA. Its product is annotated as hippocalcin-like protein 1. The transcript has 5 exons. Bases 527 to 1108 code for a protein of 193 amino acids. The record is from RefSeq and is a predicted model, not a curated record. Gene Ontology annotation, molecular function: calcium ion binding. Lineage: Eukaryota; Metazoa; Chordata; Actinopteri; Pleuronectiformes; Pleuronectidae.
CGCUUGCUCCUUAAACCACACUGUGCUCCGCUGCUGUCCCGUCCCGGCCCCUGGUGGAAGAGAAGCAGCAGCAGCCCGAACCAGGUCCGCACCGCGGCACCAUCACUGCUGCCUCUCGCCUGCCCAGUAGCAUGGUUUGCAGGGUUCGGCUGCUAUAGCCAAGGGACACUUCACUCAGUCACUCAGCCGGUGUGUGUUUGUGUGGGUGUGUGUAGAUGUGUGUGUAGAUGUGUGUGAGAGUGCAGUAAAGGAGCACACACAGCAGCCAACCAGACGGAGACAUCCAGCAGCGCGAUUCUCCCCGAGCUCCAGGAGGAGACGCGUCCAGAGCGAGCACCGCAUCCCGGUAUCUGUUCCCCCCGGCCGUCCUGCACAGCAGCCCCGCUGAACCUGAGGAGGGCUUCUACCCCUCCAACAUCCCGAGCUGAACCAACACCACCUCGGCUCGAGCGGGUGUGAAAAGUGGACUGGCCAGAGCUGUAGUUGCUGUUGACGCUAAGGAACCCGAGAGUCCAGUCCUGUUACCAUGGGUAAACAGAACAGCAAGCUACGGCCAGAGAUGCUGCAGGACCUCCGGGAGAAUACAGAGUUCUCCGACCACGAGUUGCAGGAGUGGUACAAGGGUUUCUUGAAGGACUGCCCCAGCGGAACCCUGAAUGUAGAGGAGUUCAAGAAGAUUUAUGCCAAUUUCUUCCCCUACGGUGACGCCUCCAAGUUCGCUGAGCACGUCUUCCGAACCUUUGACACCAACGCUGACGGGACGAUAGACUUCCGGGAGUUCAUCAUCGCCCUGAGCGUCACGUCACGGGGCAAGUUGGAGCAGAAGCUGAAAUGGGCCUUCAGCAUGUACGACCUGGACGGAAACGGGUACAUCAGCCGCCAGGAGAUGCUGGAGAUUGUACAGGCCAUCUACAAGAUGGUGUCAUCUGUGAUGAAGAUGCCAGAGGAUGAAUCCACGCCCGAGAAGAGGACGGAUAAGAUCUUCAGACAAAUGGACCUCAAUAACGAUGGUAAACUGUCCCUGGAGGAGUUUAUCAAAGGUGCCAAAAGCGACCCCUCCAUUGUGCGGCUACUCCAGUGCGACCCCAGCUCGGCCUCCCAGUUCUGAACUCCGGCUUGGCUGCGCCCCCCCCCCCGCCCCCUUUCCUCCUCACUUCUUCUCUGUUGCUACUGAACCAGUCACAAAAAAAAUCAAUGCAUGAUGGUUUUCAUCUCUCAUAUCAACUUAUAUUUUUUUAUGUUGUUGUGUGCAAGGAUAGAAGAGGAAUUCUAAAUAGGAUAAGGAAAGUCAUCACUGUCAUUUUACACUGUCAUUUUAAUUUUUGUAUUUGGGGAAGAUUCUCUCUCUCUCUCUCGUUUCCUCCUCCGCAACACGUGUAUAUCAUGUACAUACUGUAUGUCUAUGUAUAUCAUAAGAUGAAGUACAUUUGUCUUCAUUGAUGGUGCACACACUCCGGCAUUGAAAGGCAGUAUUAUGUAGCGUAGCUUCCUGGUCUGAUCUAAAUGGGAUGUAGGGAGUUCAAGGUGGGCGGGUGGGGUUAUUGGGAUUUUACUGCUAUAUGAUGUUUCGCUGAGAAAAAGAAGGCCUAAGAUCCCAUUAGGUUUUUAUUAAAUAUCUACUGGCUUAUUGUUGAUAUUUAAAUUUUCAAAUGUUUUUGUUUUUCAUUUGUACAUAUGAUUUUCCUCCACAUUGUUUUAUUUAUUCAUUUAUAUUCUUAUCAGCGUGCUUUUACUUUGAUAAGUUGUCAAAGAUGUUGCAGUUUACAGUGACAGAAGGAGAACAUGUCCGCUAAGGUCGAACUCUUCGGGAUUGUUGUGGUUGUGGGAGAAUACGCAAAUCUUGUGAAAUAAGAUAAAGUCCCAUGAUGCAUUUGAUCAACGACACCAGUAGCACAUAUCGUUUGAGCCGCCAUGUCUUUGUUGAAGUGUGGCCGCGCAUUUAGUUCCGAAUGUUUGUGUGCAUGUGAAUUUGCGCGGUAUGCUUGAAGCUAACUUUUACAGUAUUACCAUGUCGUGCUGUUUCCUAAUCUGUAAGUAUUUUAAAGUUCUUUAACGACGAGCUGUAAACUUGAAGAGUCCCAAUCCGUCACUACACCACUGCAUGUUCCUGCGAUCUAGACGACGACAAGAGUACACAAAACCAGUUCAGGCACGGUGGUAUCCUUUUGUAGCUCUGCAGCGUACCAGACGUACCAGACUGAAUAUUUGUCUUGCUCCGGGACAAACCCUGACCCCCCCAUCCCCCCCAACCCCCUCCCCUCUCUUUCCCUUUCACUCUGACAGACUGGAAAGAUCACUAAGGGCUCGUUCAUCACUCUCUUGUUGAAUGCUUUUAUAACCUGGAUCAGAGGGCUCACGCAGCAGUAACAUAGAGGGACAGGUGUCAUGAGACGGGAACGGGAUCACGUACUGGCUCUGGUUUGGAGUUUUUUAGGGUCACUUGUGCAGUUACCUGACAGAAACCAGUGGCUGUGUUUACAUGAGCACUAAUCAACAUCUUUAAAAUAUAAUAUGAUAUUCUCACAUUUUUAUUGUGCAUACGCUUCGACCUAAUUCAGGGGCUGCAUCCUUCAGAGGAGGCACUCUAUGUAGACCGCCAAGGCCAAACUAAAAGGAGGCAGCCUUUUCUACAUAGGUUUUCUAUGAUCGGCAGAGCUGAAGUUUGACAUGCCAAGAAAGUGCCCCCUUGUCUUUUUCACGAAUGCACCUUCAGCUGCUCAGUUGAGUUGAAGCAUCAUACUCAAGCAUUGUGUGUCUUCUCACUUUCUGGUGCCCUCACCUCUUUGAAAAGAAGGGCCUUCACUGAAGCUCAAUGAAUCCCGGGACGGGCGCGAAGCAACCCCCGUUGGAGCGUUCAUUUCUGUGGGACAGGAGGAUGCAUUUGGAGGACACCUUCAAAAUGGGACAGUAUAGUCUUCAAAUGCAGCCUCCGUAGGAUGCAGCUCCUAAAUCGAGACACAGAGAAAGUGAAGAGCAUGGAGACACGGCAUCAAAUCAGUCUCUCUAAUUGAAUGAAGUAUUUUCAACUGUGUGAGAUAAGAGUUUUAAAACAAAGCCUUGACUGAGCAAAACAUGUCUCACAAUCACACCUCCAUCAAAACACCUCCAUCCUAAAUACUGUGCACAUGUAAACGGAGCCACUGGUUGCAGCGAUGCCAGCACCUCUCUCCUGUAGAAGUCAUGUAAGGCCCAAGUUGCCGGAUCUCUGUUGCCACCUUCUGUUAUGGGAAAUAAAACACACUAGGAAUUCUGUCGCGACACAUGUUGGCCAAACUGACAAAAAAAAAAGAAGAUUGGAGCAAAAAUACUUUUUGCAAUGGAUCAUGUUUCUUAAUCAGAUAAGAUCCGCAACAAAACACCAGUGGAUGCUUUAUAUUGUUUGGAUAUUUAAUAUUGUUAUGAUAAUGGCGUUUCUUUAUUCUUGAUGGAUACGGUAGUAUAUGUGUAUUUGUGGUACGAACAUUGGACUUUUUUUACUUUAACUUUAAUUUAUCAAGUAUAGUAACUUUUUUAGAUUAGGAAUUUACAUACAAACAUUAGUAUUAGUUUAAUGUUAUCUAUUGCUUUAGAUCAAAGUACUGAAGUUGUAAAAGUAGUGGCAGUUAAAAAUAUUUCCAAUUUACCGAACAACAUUAAAGAACUGCUUAUUAAUGCAUCAAUAAUAAUGCUCCAAUAAUGUGAAAUUACAACACUGACUUUUGCGUAAUGGGUUAUUUUGUUCUGAUACUCUUAAGUAGGCUAAGGUUUUAUUACCGAUAUUUCAGUAUAGUUAUCUAUAACAAAAUGGUCUUAAUACUUCUUCCAACAGCGCUAAAUAACAUUCUUUAAUCUGACCAUGAAUAUCCCCUCAUUUCAGAGAAAAGUGGAGAAGGUCUCAGUUUCCAUUUUGUAAAUUUUUGUCUUCUGAUUUUAGGAAAUCCUUUAUUAACAGGACGCUGACAUUUUCCAUUAACCUUUUAUCCGUGUUAGAAGCUUCAGAAAGCAGGAUGGGCUUCAGUUCACACAUUGUGGGAAAAUGUGCGGAGUCAAACUGCUCAUUACACUUGGAUGAUUUCUCUGUCUGCCGUGGGAGAGAAAAUAAAUAACUUUUUGUUCACUGGUCAAAACGACGCUCAGUCAAAAUAGAUUCAAUUAUGAAAAAAAAAGGCCAAUAUCAGCCUGACGAGUCCAGUAUCAGUCUAAUUGUGUUUUAGUUUUUGUGUUACUACCUCGCACAUUGGAAUGUGUGUAGCGGUGGCUCGAGUGAACAACUACUACAGAGCCUGAGAGCUGUGCUGGUGCAGCCAGAUCCACAUGACAUGACACUGAUCCAAGGUUAACUCGAACCAAACGUUUGCACGGGAGCGUCCAUACUCUGCUUUGGGGGAAUCCUAUAGUGUCACUGCCUUCUGCUGGUAGGAUAAGGAACAACAGUUGCUACCCCAACACCAACCUAUCACAGCUCUGCCCUUUUUCUAUUCUCACUGGCUCUGACAAACCGGUACCUUGUGUUGGAUAAAUAUGGCCCCUCUCCUCCUUUCUACCUUCCCUGACCCCUCCCCCCCCCCCUUCCCUUUUUUUCGGUUGCAUGAAAACCUCACGUGAGGAUGUCAUGUUUGUUUUCCGUUGGACCUGAAAUCGAAAUAAAUAUGUGUUUCAAAGCUG